Molecule: messenger RNA, 2328 nt
Organism: Solanum stenotomum
Lineage: Eukaryota; Viridiplantae; Streptophyta; Magnoliopsida; Solanales; Solanaceae
Exons: 5
Coding region: 1-2328 (775 amino acids)
Source: RefSeq, a predicted model, not a curated record
AUGGCGCACAUGAGGACACAAAUAGAUCUAUUCACCAAGCACAUUGUCGCCAAGUCUGGAAAGGGUUACAAUUCUGGAAACACGGGUUGGAACUAUGCUAGGGAUGGUCAGUAUGAUAGGCCAGCUAAUAGAGAUCAGGGAAACUGGCAGAACAGAUAUGGGUAUAGGAAUUAUUGCAGUGGUGUUUAUGUGCCCCCAGGUAAUAAAGACCGGGCAAGUGGUAGUUCCAACGGGUCUAAGCUGGAAGACAUGAUGGCUAAGGACGGGAACUGCAUGGCCAUCGCCACCAGGAGUGGUAAAGUUCUUACUGACCCUAUUUCUGUAGGUACCAAACAUGAACAUGUCUUGGAGCAAGCUGGCAGAGAGGAGGAUAAAGCUGAACAGGUAGAUGAUUUGGAGGAUCCUCGGCUUAAAGCACAACCUACAAGAGGAAAGGAGAAAGAGGUCGAGGAAAACCUUCCUUUACAACAGAUUCCCAAACCACCUCCUCAUUUCCCUCAAAGGCUCAAAAAGAAAGAUGAAGAUGGGAAGUUUACAAAGUUCAUCACCAUGUUGAAGCAACUUUCAGUAAACAUACCACUGAUGGAAGCCCUGGAACAGAUGCCAGGAUAUGCCAAGUUCAUAAAGGACUUGGUUACAAAGAAGAGAGUUGUAAGUCUUGAUUUUACUAACGAUGUUCAUCAUUGCAGCGCCAUUGCUACCAGAUCUCUGGUUCAGAAGAAGGAAUAUCUAGGUGCAUUCACUAUCCCAUGCACCAUUGGGUUAAUUAAGUUUGCAAAAGAUUUGUGUGAUCUAGAAGCUAGUAUCAACUUGAUGCCAUUAAACAUCUACAAGAAAUUGGGGUUGGGAGUUCCAAGACCCACAACAAUGAGGUUGAUGAUGGCUGAUAGGUCAGUUAAGCGGCCAGUGGGAGUCCUAUGUGAUGUACUUGUAAAGGUGGACACCUUCAUCUUUCCAGUUGAUUUCGUGAUCUUGGAUUGUGAAGUGGACUUUGAGGUUCCCAUCAUUUUGAGAAGACCCUUUCUGGCCACAGGAAGAGCUUUGGUGGAUGUUAAAAGAGGAGAGUUGAAGUUCAGACUCAACAAGGAUGAGGUAAAGUUCAAUAUUUGCAUGUCAAUGAAGCAACCCAAUGAUAUGAAUGUGGUAUCUGCAAUAGAGAUGGUUGUUGAUGAGGACAUUAGGGUACCCAUAGAAGAGAGGAUGACGGUUGAAACCUUAGUUGCAGUGUUGAUGAACUUUGAUGUUGAUUUCCAGUCUGACUAUAUAGAGACCGUGAAUGCUUUGCAACGUAUAGGAGCACACUCGUAUGCUCCAAAGAAAUUGGACCUGGACUUACAAAACAGGCCAAGCCCUCCAGCAAAACCAUCCAUCGAGGAGCCAUCGGUGUUGGAACUAAAACAGUUACCCAGUCACCUCAGGUACAAACGGGAAAUUGGGUGGACCGUUGCUGAUAUAAUUGGAAUACCUCAUGGUAUAUGGACUAACAAGAUUCAGCUUGAGGAGGACUGCAACCCAAGCAUUGAACACCAGCGGAGGCUAAACCCACCAAUGCAAGAGAUAUCAAUUGCUCCUGAAGAUCAGGAAAAGACCAUCUUCACAUGUCCUUAUGGCACCUUUGCAUUUAAACGCAUGCCAUUUGGACUAUGUAAUGCACCAGCAACAUUCCAAAAGUGUAUGAUGUCUAUCUUCGCGGACAUAGUUGAGAACACUCUAGAGGUAUUUAUGGACGAUUUCUCGGUAGUAGGUGAUACUUUUGAUGACUGUUUGUUGAAUGUUAGCAGGGCUUUACAGAGAUGUGAGGCGGCCAACCUAGUACUGAAUUGGGAGAAGUGUCAUUUCAUGGUAAAUAGGGGCAUAGUCCUGGGACACAAAGUAUCACAGAAGGGGAUAGAGGUCGAUAAGCCCAAGAUUGAGGUGAUUGAAAAGUUACCUCUUCCAAUCUAUGUGAAGGGUGUUAGAAGCUUUCUAGGCCACACCAAGUUCUAUAGAUGCUUCAUCAAGGACUUCUCCAAAAUUGCACACCCCAUGUGCAACCUUUUGGAGAAGGAGGUGAAAUUUGUCUUUGAUGAGGCAUGUCUCAAAGCAUUUUUGUGCCUAAAGAAAAAGCUUAUUUCAACACCAGUGAUCAUUGGCCCAGACUGGUCGAAGCUAUUUGAGGUAAUGUGUGAUGCUAGUGGGACUGCAUUAGGAGUUGUGUUGGGGCAGAAGCGCAACAAGAUGCUUCAUCCGAUUUACCAUGCUAGUAAGUCAUUGAAUGGGGCACAACGAAACUACACAGUCAUUGAGCAGGAACUAUUGGUAGUGGUCUAUGCAUUUGAAAAGUUCUGA